Fimicolochytrium jonesii is the source of this 934-nucleotide messenger RNA. RefSeq lists its product as uncharacterized. The annotation marks the transcript as partial. Lineage: Eukaryota; Fungi; Chytridiomycota; Chytridiomycetes; Spizellomycetales; Powellomycetaceae. The transcript is spliced from 2 exons. The record is from RefSeq and is a predicted model, not a curated record.
GUUUCGUGAGAUCGUUGUGAUGGAGAAACGGACUAUUGCGCUUGUGUUUUCGAACAGUAUUGAGGUCGAGAUGGAGGAUGGGACAAAGCACUUUUUCGCGAGCUUUUUCAAUCGGGAUCAGACGUUUAGGGUGUUGAGAGCUUCUUGGGAUGCCGAAUUGGAGCCAUGCUCAUGCGACGGCCUAGGCACCUGCCCAACCUGUUUCGCCAAAAUCACUCGAGACCGCAGCACCAAGAAGCCUUCAGACGACACUACUCCCAGCCCCAUCAAAUCACUGGGCAAAACAAACCUAACCCGCCCCCUCUCAUCAACCUCCAUCUCCUCCACCGACUCCCAACUCACUAUGGUCGACGGCGUCCAGAACGCCCACCUCCUCCCCACACCGCCGCUUACCCCGUUUGCGGAUGAUGUCGAUAUGCCCGAGAUGGAGUACGUUAAAGCACUGACUGCGGACGUGAAGAGGGAGGUUUUGGGUGGUACCAGUCACGGCCACAAGACCAAUGACGGCGAGAAGGGGAAGGAUUCUAUGACACGACUUCCGAACAAGUUGGAAAAGGCCUCAUCCCACUCAACCACCGCUCCAGCGGCUGCACCAACAGGGCAACACACAUGGCACCUCCCUACCAUCCCAACCCUCCCCACCUUCCCCAUCGCCCUACCAACCUCAAUACCCCUCCCCAUCCCCAUCCUCACCCUCCCAAGCCCCCGCCAGCUCGCCCUCCUCUCCGCCCUAACCCUCUUUGCCGUGUCCCUCAUUGCGCUGGGCCUGCAGAGCGUCGCGCUGUACAGAGUUUUGGGGGUGUUGGAGAAGGUUGAGGGAAGGCUGGUUAGUGUUGAGUGAGGGGCUUGGACGGCGUAUUGGGCGUAUGAUUGUAUAUAUAUGUAGCAUAAUGGGUUUUUUGGGUGCGGUUUUUUACUCGAUGGACGUAUGGUU